AUGGAAAGCAGGGACCCACAGGCCAGUGAAGGAGAAGGCAGAGGGAAAGAGAGCGAUGGAGAGAAGGACAAACAUCUGAAGAACCAGCUCAACAGCGAGGAAAAAGGAGAGAAGGAGAUCGGAGGAAAUGAGAAGGAGAAGAAGAAAGACAAACGUCGCUCCGGAUCUCUAUGGAGGAGCGGAUGGGCGCUGAGUGAAAGACUGGCCAUCAAUGUAUCAGGAAUGCGUUAUGAAACUCAACUUCGCACCUUAGCCCAAUUCCCUGACUCCAUGCUUGGUGACCCCAGACGACGGUCACGCUACUUUGACCCACUUCGAAACGAGCUCUUCUUGGACCGCAAUCGAGCCUGCUUUGAUGCCAUACUGUAUUUUUACCAGUCAGGGGGGAGGCUUCGAAGGCCCGCAAAUAUACCCCUUGAUAUCUUCAUGGAUGAGCUCAUUUUCUAUGAGCUUGGAGAGGACAUUGUGAACCGCUUCAAAGAGGACGAAGGUUUUCCAAAAGAAGAGGAGAGGCCGUUGCCAUCCAACAGACUCCAGAGAAAACUGUGGAUGCUGUUUGAGCACCCUGAGUCCUCGUCGGGUGCACGCAUCAUCGCUAUCAUCAGUGUGAUGGUAAUCGUGGUGUCCAUCCUCAUCUUCUGCCUGGAGACACUGCCCGACCUUAGGCAUGACAAAGAGGAGUAUCACGCUCAGUCAAAGAACAUAUCUGACAACAUGCCUGCUCCACCAAGUGUUUUCCACGACCCCUUCUUUAUGGUGGAAACAAUGUGUAUAUGCUGGUUCUCCUUUGAACUCCUCAUGCGAUUCGCUUGCUCCCCCAGCAAGAUGCACUUCUUCAAAGAUGUCAUGAACGUCAUCGAUUUCAGUGCCAUCCUGCCUUAUUUUGUCACUCUGGGAACAGAACUGGUCAAAGACAAUGAUGCCUCUCCAGCCACAUCCUUGGCCAUCAUCAGGGUCAUCCGGCUGGUGAGGGUCUUCAGGAUCUUCAAGCUGUCUCGUCACUCCAAGGGCCUCCAGAUUCUUGGUCAGACACUGCGAGCCAGCAUGCGAGAGCUUGGUCUUCUUAUCUUCUUCCUGUUUAUUGGUGUCAUCCUCUUCUCCAGUGCUGUCUACUUUGCUGAAGCUGACCACAACAAAACAGACUUUGUCAGUAUACCACAUGGUUUCUGGUGGGCAGUUGUCACCAUGACUACAGUAGGCUAUGGUGAUAUGUACCCAGCAACAGUGUGGGGCAAGAUGGUGGGCUCCAUGUGUGCCAUUGCUGGUGUUCUUACCAUCUCACUGCCUGUUCCUGUCAUUGUGUCCAAUUUCAGCUACUUUUACCACAGAGAGACUGAAUGUGAGGACCGAAGUGAAUAUACUCACGUCCAGACAAGUCUAUGGGAGGAUGAGGACCCUGAAGGCGAGGAUUUAGAGGAAGGCGAUAGAGAUCCAGAAGGAGAUUAUUAUGCCAAUGAAAGCCUCUGCAGCCCUCUGAAUGGGACAUUGCUUGGUGGACUGUGUACAGGACAGAGUAUAGAGUACAGGGGAGGAAAUAUGUAUCUGAGGGAACCUCUGGUUACUCAAGUUUAG
Messenger RNA from Archocentrus centrarchus (flier cichlid), 1572 nucleotides. Its product is annotated as potassium voltage-gated channel subfamily A member 1-like. The transcript has 2 exons. Bases 1 to 1572 code for a protein of 523 amino acids. NCBI's taxonomy places the organism in Eukaryota, Metazoa, Chordata, Actinopteri, Cichliformes, Cichlidae. Gene Ontology annotation, biological process: potassium ion transmembrane transport; action potential; protein homooligomerization. Gene Ontology annotation, molecular function: protein binding; delayed rectifier potassium channel activity. Gene Ontology annotation, cellular component: membrane; voltage-gated potassium channel complex. The record is from RefSeq and is a predicted model, not a curated record.